Molecule: messenger RNA, 1960 nt
Organism: Schistocerca piceifrons (Central American locust)
Lineage: Eukaryota; Metazoa; Arthropoda; Insecta; Orthoptera; Acrididae
Product: RISC-loading complex subunit tarbp2-like
Exons: 1
Coding region: 448-1404 (318 amino acids)
Source: RefSeq, a predicted model, not a curated record
AAAUCAGCUGUUCCAGCUUCUAAUUUAGUCAGCACAAUUGCUACUUCUAUUUAAUUACAGAUUAGAGGUAGACAACUCUGUUAAAUAUUUCCAAUUGUCCUUCACCACAUAAAAAGUCACUGCAUUCAAACUAGCUGGAAACUUCUACAUGUAACCAGAAACCCAAGGAUGUUUCAAAAACCGUGUUUACAUGGGAGCGAAAAUCGAUUGUAGAAGUGAAAAUCUGGCAGCUAAACAGCAUUUGCAGAAUAGGUUUUCGAAGUCUUUUCACCAGUAACGAAAGGCGGUUUUGGGAAUCCCAUGUAAACAUACCGCAAUGUUGUUUAUCUAUUUGCGCCACUUGCAUUUCCUCCCGCUCGCCGCGCCCUGUCAAUUGUGUGAAGAAAAGUGCGCUUGUCUUUGCAGAUAAAGUGAAGGGCGAAUGUUUGUUGAAAUAGGUAGACCAAAAUGAAUCAGAAGACGCCUGUGUCAGUGUUACAAGAGCUAAUGAUGAGAAGAGGAUACACUCCGCAAUACGAACUUAUUGUGGAUGGUACAGGAACUCACGAUCCAAUAUUUAAAUACAAAGUUACAGCUGCUGAUAUUACUGCAAUCGGUGAUGGUAGAGCUAAGAAGGAAGCGAAACAUGAAGCUGCAAGGAAGGCGUUGUUACGACUCAACCAACCAGAUCCUGCUGUAAAUGUUGCUGAGGUUGAAUCACCAUACAAGGAUAAAACUCAGGAAAAUUCUGUUGGCUUGCUAAUUGAUUUGUGUGCUGGACAUAACUUACCGCCGCCUGAGUUUGAUCUUCUUAAAGACGAAGGACCAGCUCACGCCAAGCAGUUUACCAUGUCGUGUACCGUUUCAAAGAAUCAAAAGAUUGCAACAGGCCGAACGAAAAAGCAAGCCAAACAGCUCGCAGCUCAAAAGCUGUAUCAAAAAUUGAGGGAGUCUCUGGGAGAUAUUCCACCGGUUGAAGCAACCAAUAGUAGUCGCCAAAUCUCGGAAGAAGAGUUACAGAAAAAGUUAGAUCUUCUUGGGAAAUCGCCAUUUGCCAGCAACUAUUCUAGUAGCAAUAAAAGUUACGGUUACAAGCUCCCAGAGGUAAUACAUUUGCUGAAGGAACUGCGCAGUGAGACUCUAGAAAAGCUUAGGAGUGGUAAAGUUGAAAUUGAUAGCAGUGCACUAACAUUAACGGAAGCCAUAGCAAAAGAACUGAACACAAAGCUGCAAACAACAACAACAUUGAAAUCCAUACAGAAGAAGGGUGAAGAGGAGAAACACCUUAUAGUUCUGAAAAUGGAACUGGAUAUUACACUUGUUCAGUACGGAAAAGGAUGUACAACAGAAGAAGCUACACAGAACGCUGCUGCAGCUCUGUUAAGGAAUCUGCUCCUUCUGUCAGCAGGAAGGAGAUCUGGGUGAACUGUUCUCAUAAAAAUAGCCAUCUGCCCCUCCAAUGAUGUUUGUUCUCCGGCCAGUCACCUUUGUGCCUCUCUUUAACAAGAAAAUUGAAUUAAGUAUACUUAUCUUCAUCAUUUAUUUGUAUCUAAUUUCUUCUGUCUGUACUUUCAGUAAGAAUAUUGUAGGUCACCUACACCAUUAGCUCACUUUACAUGACUAAUGUAAACAAAUUUAAAUGAUGAUUAACAAUUCAACCUUAUAUAGGGGUGUAUGUUGUUUACUGACAAGGGCUCUUCACAGUAGUCAAAAAUAGCUUCACAACAUCAAUAAGUAGAUGAUCAUUUACUACCAGAUUUAUCUAAAAGUUUCUAAAUAAAAUUUCAGCAAUGGUAUAGAAACAGUCUAGAAUAAACAUUUUUUUUUAAUGCCACCACUUACCUGUAGCAUCAACUAAUUAUUGAAUUCUGGUCCAGUAAGUAAUUAUAUUGGUUGUGUUUGUGUAAAGACAAGACAUUACAUGUAUGCGGUGCUUUGUCAGCGUUAACAGAUACUACAAAUAAAUGGACACAAACUGUAA